Messenger RNA from Penicillium antarcticum, 444 nucleotides. RefSeq lists its product as uncharacterized. The coding region runs from base 1 to 444 and encodes 147 amino acids. The record is from RefSeq and is a predicted model, not a curated record. NCBI's taxonomy places the organism in Eukaryota, Fungi, Ascomycota, Eurotiomycetes, Eurotiales, Aspergillaceae. The transcript is spliced from 2 exons.
AUGGAAUCAUUGUUUACAGUCCGUGUUUCUAUGCACAAGUUAUGGCCCGAAGUUAAUCUCAAUAUAGAGGACAAGCUGGAUAUCGAGGCACUGCAGAAGGAAAUGAACAAGAAGGCGGACCUUCACGAGCCGAACCCUAACACAGCAGAACCAUCCGGAAAACUGGGCGACACCGAAGCAAAUCUAGAUGACCAGGAGGACGACUCGGGUCCGCCAAACGAAGACGCAGAUACCGCCAACGGACAAAGCAGCCAACCGGAGGGGCAGUCCGAAGACACCAACAAGACAGAUCACCCCGCAGUGGCUGAAUUUCGCAAAACGAGUGUCUUCUCAACGCGAAGUCUGGGCCACCCAGUUGGACUGCGGGUGUCGUAUCCCAGAUCCUCAAUUCGCUACUACCAGGUGGAAAUCACCAAGCCCUGCAGUUGGGCGCAGAGCAGUUAG